Molecule: messenger RNA, 336 nt
Organism: Lasiodiplodia theobromae
Lineage: Eukaryota; Fungi; Ascomycota; Dothideomycetes; Botryosphaeriales; Botryosphaeriaceae
Exons: 3
Coding region: 1-336 (111 amino acids)
Source: RefSeq, a predicted model, not a curated record
AUGUCUGCUGCCAACACCAAGCCCACCACCACUGCCCCCUUCGGCAACCCCAGCAGCCCCGCCUACAACAGCGACUCGGACUCGGACGGCCAGGCUCGCGGCGGCCGUCGUGCCCUGGUCAACAGCAAUGACAGCAAGCAGCCUGGCUCGCACCUGCCUCCCCCGCCAUCCUCUGCCAACCUUGCACAGCCUGCUGGCCAACUGCUUAAGGGCGCAACGGAUGAGAACGGCAACCAGAAAUCGGCAGCGCUGCUCGUCGGUAUCAAGCUCGACUUGGAGGCGGAGAUUCACCUCACUGCGCGGGUGAGGGGUGACAUUUGCAUUGGCCUGUACUAG